AUGACAAAACCGGAAAUGCAGCUCUCAAAAGUACUCUUCCUGCUCACCUGUUUCCUCGCGAUCAGCAAGUGCAACGUCCAAAAUACAGUCGGAAAGAAUGACACGGCAGCAGAAAUAGCGCUGGGCGAGAAAAGACUUGGAGAUCAUAUUCGUGCGAUUUUGAAACACUAUCAGCAAGAUGAUCCGAUUGGGCUCCCUGGGGCGCCGGUACCGGAUCCAAUGUCAGUGCCGGAUAUGAAGCAUUCGUUUUCUAUGUAUACCAUGAAUUUCAAGGAAGUGAAUGUUUAUGGUCUUUCCAAAUUUCGAAUAAUGCACGUAGAGUCUGAACUGGCUCUCAUGAGAGUUUCCGUGGCUUUGAGCAUCGAAACAUUGGAUAUUCGUGGACUGUACACCCUCUCCUCUUGGCUAUCACGAUCAGCCGGUAACUUUACCGUGAAAUUGACGGGGGUGAAUGUCCAAGGUAUAGCCAGGCUCGAAGUUGGCGAUGAUGGUAAAUUGCAGGCGCAAAAUAUCGACAUGGAUUUAACGUUUGCAAAGAUAGACAUGGACUUCAAGAAUUUGGGCUUCUUGGGCUCUGUGUUUCAAGGAGUGAUCAACUCCGUAGGCACCUUUAUUUUUGAUAGUAUUAAACCUUUCAUAUUGAAAGAAGUGAAUACUAACAUACGGGGUGAAGUUAACAAACAAAUAUCGCAACUGCCACAAUACUUCCCGAAUUCUAUAUCGCCCUUCGAUAUGGCUGUAGCCGAGGCUCGUAAACAGGUAUCUCAAAUGGGCUAUGAUCCGUUUAAGGUAAAGGAAUACCGACAAAAUGUUGGUAUAUUCACCGUGACGUCGUCUCACACUUGGAUCACCGGUCUGGCGAGCUUUUACCGAAUGGGAAAUAUCACGCUAAGCAUGGAAAAUAAAACAGUGUACGCGACAAUUGACGUUGGCACUCAAGAGAUCGAAGGAAGGACUCACUGGGAAAUAAGCGUGAUCGGAGGUUUCUUAUCAAGAGCUGGUACCGUUUCUUUCACCAUACAAUAUUUCAGGGUACAAAUAAAAUUGAGUCAACCCUUGGACACUCGUAAAAAACCGAGUGCAGAAGAACUUGACCUUGAAUUGGGUAAUAUUCAAGCAAGAGUUCAUGGCGCCGGUACCAUUGAUUACUUGAUGGAAGCUAGUGUUAAUAUAUUGCCAAACCUUUUAAGGUAUCAGAUAAUGGAUGCAAUAGAGGCUCCGCUCAAAAGGCGUAUACAGACUGAACUGAACAAAGUGGACGUUGAGAAACUGAUCUACGAAAAAAUUCCUGACAUAGAAGAGCAGGCUAGAUAUAUUAAAGGAAUGCUUCCUGCGGAAGAGACCAUUCUAGAGGAGCUGAUACCUCCUCCUGAGGAUCAGGACGAGCAACCGUUUUCGGAGAGUGAAGAGAAUCGAGGACCUUCGUAAAAAGUCGAAUGUGUUGUAAGAUGCAGGUAUAUGAUUAAGUACAUUAUUUGGCAUUUAAAUUAUUUAUACUAAGCUCAAAGAAAGAGAAUUUUCUAUUGUUAAAAAGAAUUUUACCAAUUUUCUGUUGGUAAAAUAUAUAUGAAAAAAUUCCUAACAGAUCGUGAUACGUGUACUGC
Molecule: messenger RNA, 1604 nt
Organism: Habropoda laboriosa
Lineage: Eukaryota; Metazoa; Arthropoda; Insecta; Hymenoptera; Apidae
Exons: 6
Coding region: 1-1428 (475 amino acids)
Molecular function (GO): lipid binding
Source: RefSeq, a predicted model, not a curated record